Ambispora leptoticha is the source of this 1407-nucleotide messenger RNA. The record is from the annotation of a GenBank genome assembly. Lineage: Eukaryota; Fungi; Glomeromycota; Glomeromycetes; Archaeosporales; Ambisporaceae.
AUGGAUCCACCUCCAAUAACCCCAUUAACAAAAAGAUCUCUAAUAUCAACUGACAGUAAUAAUGGUCGCUCACCAACGGAAGGUAGCAGUUUACGCCCCGACCUGAUUGACCACAAUUCGAAACGGAUCAGACUUACUUUACCUCCUAUCCCUUUGGGUCCUCCUCAACAGUCAACACCAGCACAACCACCUUCUCAUAAUAAUGUAUCCGCCUCAAAUGGGUUGUUACCACCUUUUCCACUUCGACCACCCAUUUUCUCGUCGCAAAAACAAUCAGAGCAAAUUAACGAUUCUUUGCCACCCGUCUUAACAAAUCCUUACAUACCUCCGCCUCUGUCGAUUCCCCAAGAUGUUCAAGAACUACCAUCAAUCGAAUCUUUUGCAAAUGAUGAUUCGUUAAAUAUGCAAGGGAUCGAAGAACGGCGUCUUGGUUAUGUGGUGUAUAACCCUAAAGAGAUACUUCCACCGCUUGAAUUUAUGGAAAAUGGAUUACUAGAAGUUUGGAUUCCUUCACAGCAUUUGACAUGGGAUAAUACAAAGGUUAGAAAGCGUUGGUUAUGGGGUACCGACGUUUAUACUGACGAUUCGGAUGUAGUAGCAGUAUUAAUACAUACCGGCCAUUUUAUGCCGAAACCUCAAAAACCACAAUGGUCACCAAAUUUCCCUGAUUAUGAUUUAGGCGUAACUAUUCGCGUUCUUCCGAAGCUAAUUCAGUAUACAUCUUGUUCUCGGAAUCGAAUAAAGAGUAGAUCAUGGGGAAAUCAUCAUGGUGUUAGCUUUAAAAUUGAAAGUGUACGAAAAAUGAAGGAAGGCGAAGCUAUAAGCAGAGCACGUGGCGGAGAACGGAAACAACGAUUGCAAAGAUUCCAUCGUUUAAAAAGAUUAGCAUUCGGAGAUUCAGAACGAGAUAAUAGUCAGUUAUUUGAACAUGGUACAGCCCUAAAGUUCAAUAUUGGUGAACAGAGUGCAGUUCUAAAGUUUAAUAUCGACGGAGACCCUUGUUUCAAGUACAGUCCACACUUAAUGGCCAAUCAAGAGAAUCUAGCAAAGCAAUUCAGAAAAGAAGUCAUGUUCUUAGAGAAUGACGAAGAACGCUUUGAGAUAUCAUAUGAUCCAAGAGUCGAAAGAUAUCGAGUCGCAGUUGUUCUACCUUCGAUACAAUUAAAUGAAACACAAUUAACAACGUCGUCAUCAACAAGACACAAUGAAACUAAUCCGCCUAUCUUGCCAUUAGAAAAAUCAAAUCUUGAAGAAAUACUUCGUGAUGAUCUGUUUCUUCAAGACAUAGAAUGGGUAAAUGUGGGUGUAAUUGUAAAGGAUAGGGUGAAUACACCACAAAGUCUGUUAAUUGUACUUAGACGAGUUUUCUGGCGGAAACGAACACAUGAAGUUGUUUCUUCACGAUAA